This is a messenger RNA of Actinia tenebrosa (Australian red waratah sea anemone), 2498 nucleotides long. Its product is annotated as trace amine-associated receptor 7e-like. Gene Ontology annotation, biological process: G protein-coupled receptor signaling pathway. The record is from RefSeq and is a predicted model, not a curated record. Gene Ontology annotation, cellular component: membrane. Lineage: Eukaryota; Metazoa; Cnidaria; Anthozoa; Actiniaria; Actiniidae. Gene Ontology annotation, molecular function: G protein-coupled receptor activity.
GAGGAUGACUAAUUGACAUAUGGAUCAUCAUUGACUCAUUCGUACGUGUUGCAGGGCUCAAACAUAUAGGUUGAUGACGUCUUCAUUAGAGGGCCAAUAGCCGCUCAAAGUAUAUAUAAAAAGGCCGGCGACAAUUUGAUAGAAACAUYGGAAAUUACUGAUCUCCUCUGAUUAUCAUCUGUGAGCCUGAAAAAAAACUAAGAAGCAGUGAUAAAGCCGACAAUCUUCUACGAGAACUUUGGGUUUGGUGAUUCGAAAAUGGCGACAGAAGAAAAUCAAUUGAACGCCGCCGCUCCAGAAAGUAAUCUUCCUCGCUACCUGAGUUUAACCAUGGGUAUAUUCUGCUUAUCCUUGAGCAUCAUUACGGUCUCGUUUAAUGGCAUCCUCUGUACAGCUUUGUAUAAAAACCCUCUUAAAUGUUUUGGUACACCGAAUAGUUUUCUUCUUCUCAAUCUCGCCAUCAGUGAUUUUCUCACUGGAUUAAUAGUAGACGUACUCUAUUCUGCGUAUUUUCUUGCUGCCUUUCGGCACAGAGAGAUUUUAAGUCUUUACGAAGCUGCUGCAACAGCGUCGUUCAUCACCGUCAAUGUAUCAACAUGCACCAUCGUCUUGUUAUCAAUCGAUCGAUUCAUAGCUGUAUGUAAACCUUUGAGCUACAAGUUCCUGAUGACCAGAGAUCGAGUCAUCGUUUGUAUUACAUGCUCUUGGGUGUACUGUAUUGGGUUUAGCAUAAUCCCUCAUGUUGGAGUACCAAAAUGGUUGUACUACUUGAUUGAUGCCCAUUUGCACAUAACAGCACCACUGGUUCUUCUUACCUUUACCUUCGUAAAGAUACAAAAGACAUUCAAAAAUAACGCCUUGAACAAUGACUUUCACGAGAUGAGAUGCAAACAAGAAAAGAUACUAGUCCAGACCAUAUUGAUGAUAUUAAUAUUAGCUAUCAUUUGCUUAUUACCUUAUUAUAUUACAGUCCAUAUUGACUUUUACUGUCAGUACUGGACAAGGUGUCCAGUCAGUACCAUAUAUGAUUGGUUUGGCUGGCUGUCCGAGCCAGUUGAGUUCAUUAAUUCGUGUAUUAACCCUGUACUAAAUGCCUAUCGCCUCCCUAAGUACAAUAAGUCAAUCAAAGUGACUCUAGGUUUGACGAAAUUAGACGAAGAAGGAAAACUUCAAGCACCUUGUCCUGCUUCAGCCAGUCAAGUCAUGAUUCCAGCGCCAAGCCCAACAAGUGUAAAACACCUGUCAGUAAACACUUUACUGUGAUAGGUCGAGUACCUCAUGACUUGCAUGCUUGAUCAGUCUAAACCUCACCAAUCAGGGUGGAAUCCUAUUAUAACCAUACAGUCAAUGUCAUUAACGUUGUCCACCGAAAAAAGACAUUUACACRUUUACACAUUUAGACAUUUACACAUUUAGAUUAAAAGAAAUAUCACGUGUUUCAUUAUGUAUUCUUUGCCUCGUGUGCGUCAACCUGAACUUUAAAUAUAAAAUCCAACUCGUGAAUUGAAAAUCCAGAAUGCCCUGACCAUUUAGUGAGGAUUUAAGAUGGAGAAUGGUAUUUCAGCAUUUGUUUUAUGACAGAACGAUCGAGGAAACACGUAACAUUUCUUUUAGUCUAAAUGUGUAAAUGUCUAAAUGUGUUACAGUUAUGACAUCGACUGUAUGUAAAUAAUGCCAGAAAAAAAAAUGCGGGAACUUAAACGUGCAGGCAAAAUUUGACAAAAUUCCAUAAAGUUGUUGUCUUUUCGCUCAUUGGAUUCAUAUCUCCCAUGGUGCAUUUCGGGCUUGGUAUGCAACAAAGCCACCAUUUUUUUUCGUUUUGAAAUAGCUGUAUACAUAUACAUACAUAACAUUCCAUUUCUUAGAUUUCUAGCAACUGACUGUGUAACUUAUGCUACAUACUAACCGUUUCCAAUGAACCCUGUUCUCUAGAAGCUCUUACGCUCCAGUGUUCUCGGGCGUUCAUAGAUAAUUUAUGACACCUAUGUCUGUUGUAUGUGCUUAAUCGUUUAGAAUUAGUUUUUAAAAAUCGCAUAAUUUAGACAAACCAUCUUUAUUCCACACCCUUAGACCUAGUUUCACUGAUGUUUUACAAUCGUUUUUUUAAAUAUUCUGCAAAACGUUGUCGUCUAAAAAUGAAAAUCUGACGAUAAAACACAGUUAGAUAUAUCACGUGGUCAGAUUCAUCAAAUCAUCAACUCGAAUUAUAUUCACUGAUGUAAAGUCUAGCAUUGAUAAAAAUGAACGAUAUUCGAUCAUGCACAUGACAGUUUUUCUUCUUCUGGCUCGUAUAUUACCAUUACAUAUGUAUAUUUUCUAGUUAAACAUUAUAUUAUUAUAUAAAAAACMAAAACAUAUGCAAGAAGAUUGGAACAACGUUAUCCCAAUCUCCUUGCAUAUGUUAUUCUAUUCUACUCCUUUAAAAAAUAAAAAAUAAAAACAGUGAAAAAUACGAAUUCCCAGUCGCGAAUGAGAUAGAAUAAAUAGGUUUUCAUUGA